AUGGCCCAAGGUUCAUGGAUCAGGUUCGUGGCGGAAUAACCUAAAACAUGUAGUAUUCUUCGGAGACUCUUUCACGGACCAGUCCAGGGCGCAUUCGAUCAGCAACGGCACGUACCCCGGGAGAUACUACAAGACCAUCUACCCCCCCGAUGACCCUGCCGCAGAAGGCCGUGUCUCUUGGCCUCGGUAAGUGCCGUGGCCUGUUUUGUACCAAUAUGAGUUGUUAUUAAUACGAAAGUCCCUUAGAUAUUUUGGAGUGCGUACUCUAGAAGACCAUGAUUCAACUUGUGUUUAAGCUAGCUAUUGACCAAUUGUAUAGUUCUAUAGCGACCUGCCCUAUGAAAACUAUGCAGUCGGAGGCGCAGUAUGCAGCAACGACCUCACGCCAGGCUUCAACGUUCCCGCCGUGUCGGGCGGCCAGCUCGCCUGGUUCGUGGAGGACCACGUACUUUCGAAUGAAACAGGACAUGUCCCACCAAAGUUGGAUAUCCCAGGUGCAAAUACACUCGCGAUAGUCUGGGUCGGCACGAAUGACCUCGGACUGCAUUCCCUGCUGGCACCCAACGCCACGGAGGGCAGGACAUACUGGCCCAACAUACCUCCGCUCACCCCGGCAGUCCCACCAAUCGCCGCCGGAAACGACAAUGCUACGACGAUGUUGGAUCUGGCCGAUUGCCAGCUUGGCUCUCUGCAGAAGCUAUAUGACUAUGGGGUACGGAACUUCCUCCUCUUGUCGACGAUCCCUCUGCAUUUGACGAAGUUAUACUCGCCCGUCGAUGAUCCCGUGAUUUACUGGCCGGAGCCGCACGACGGAGCUUCAUGGCACAGACAGGCAAGUCUCGCAGAAAUGCAUCACUGGAUGACUUUGUAUUCUGAUGAUUACUUAGAUGUUCCAAUACGCCAACGCGCUGAAUGCUCUCUUACAGGUGGGAGUCAGGAGCUUUUCCCAGAAGAGAGACGCGCGGAUAGAAUAUUUCGACACGUAUAGAUUCUUCGAAGAGAUAUAUCUCAAUCCGGAUCAGUACUUCAACGGGACUGCGCCGGCCAACGUGACGGGCCAUUGUCAUCAGUGCCCCAACGCAACUGAUUGGCGUUACUGCGGAGUGUAA
Molecule: messenger RNA, 1109 nt
Organism: Clonostachys rhizophaga
Lineage: Eukaryota; Fungi; Ascomycota; Sordariomycetes; Hypocreales; Bionectriaceae
Source: the annotation of a GenBank genome assembly